Molecule: messenger RNA, 1423 nt
Organism: Trichoderma virens Gv29-8
Lineage: Eukaryota; Fungi; Ascomycota; Sordariomycetes; Hypocreales; Hypocreaceae
Exons: 2
Coding region: 355-957 (200 amino acids)
Molecular function (GO): calcium ion binding
Source: RefSeq, a predicted model, not a curated record
CGCGUCGCAUCCCUCGUCCGCUGGCAAAAUAACGUCAACCCAAGCAAUCAACCUCGCAGUGCUUCCGACCAUAGCUACAGACCUCUCUUUUAUUCAUUUCGUUAUUCCUGUUAUAAGCCGCAUUCCACACUCUAUACUACUUUUUCUGUCCUCCCUGCGUCCUUAUUUUACGGCCUGGGCUUUCCCCCCCGUUGCGACCCAUGCGCCGCCUUUUGGUUCCCCUGUUGGCAGUAUAAGCUUCUCAGAAAAAAAAAAAAGCCCAAUCCUCUUUGGAUACGCUAUCGCAUUCACGCACUCACGCUCGCUCACUUGCUUCACGAUUUACGACUCCUCGGCCUGGACUAUCCGCCUGGCAUGAACUCUCAUACGCCUCGCCCUUUUCCGGGGCGAUCAAUAGCAGGAGGGUCCAACCAGCAUGCGCAGCCACGGAACCCCCCCGCGCCGCAGGUGUCUUCCAACGAGGAUUACGGCACCAUUGCCGACGAGGAUCGCGAACACAUUGAUGAAGUCUUCGACUUGAUGGACAUGAAGAAAAAAGGGUGGCUGAAUAGCUACGAAUUCAAGCACUCCCUCGCCGCGCUGGGCUUCGACAUGCCCAAACCCGAGUACUGCAGAGAACUAGAAAAUUACGGCACCGUACCGCCGGACUGGCGAGAUCCUCACAGCUGCCCGGUGAACCGCCUGCUUAUCUACCCCGACCAGUUUCGACUAUGCGCCGCAAAGCUCAUUGCCCGACGAGACCCGCGUGAGGAGGCAAUCAAAGUAUUCAACAUGUUCGACUACGACCAGGAUGGAAUCAUCUCGGUCGAAGACAUGAGGCAUCUGGCUCAGGACAUUAAGGAAGAACGCACAAUGACGGACGAGGAGAUCCAGACCAUGAUAGAACAUCUCGACCACGACGGCAAAGGCGGCGUGAAUCUCGAAGAGUUCAUACAGAUGAUGGAAGAGGCUGGCUAGUUGGGCAUCAAGAGAGGCCAGAAAGAUGUUUUAUGACAAAAGCUUCAGGGGAGACCAUGCCAACCUUGGCCCAAAAAAAAGCCUUCGAUAUCCCGGCAUAGAGUUGUUUCGCCGCUGAAGAUACGGCUCGCCUUCCCGACAACCCGCCCUUACCGGGACGUAUGAAAGCUGGUCGGCCCACCCAGGAGCACACGAUUUCGGAAUGUUGCAAAGUCAUAGUCAAGGACAAUGGAUCACAUAUAAUGCGCACAUGCUCACAAAGUAUAUCUUUUUUGGAGAUGGCGUAUCGGUAGUUUUUGUCGCUUUUUUUUUGCUUGUUUAGGAUUAUGUAUAACGAGGCAAUGACAGCAGGAGUUGCUUUCGGCUUCAGGACUAGAAUAAGUGCUACGAGAUACCUAUGCUAGCAUUCACGAGAAGGAAAGCUUGGACAAAUAUGAACAAGGUCGAAUUCAGAUCUACAAUUUUG